AUGCGGCUGCUGCCUGCGCUCCUGGCCCUCGCUGCUGCCCGGCCCUUGGCCUGCGCAGAUUCACACUGGUGCUACGACAUUCAAGCCAAGGCCUCCAACUAUGCUUGCUUGGGGCCUAGCCAAUGGGGUGGAGACUGCAAGAAGAACCGCCAGUCCCCCAUCAACAUUGUCACUACCGAGGCACAGGUAGACCCAAACCUGGGACUCUUCUCCUUCUCUGGCUAUGACAAGAAGCAAAAGUGGAAAGUCCAAAACAAUGGGCAUUCAGUGAUGGUAUUGCUGGAGGAUGAGGCCUCGGUUACUGGAGGAGGAUUGGCUGCCCGCUACCAAGCCAAGCAGAUGCAUCUGCACUGGUCAGAGGAGUUGGAUAAGGGCUCAGAACACACCCUCAAUGGGGUUCGCUAUGCCAUGGAGAUGCACAUAGUACAUGAGAAAGAGAAGGGGACAUCGAGGAGCGAGAAAGAGGCCCAGGAUCCCAAAGAUGAGAUUGCAGUGCUGGCCUUCUUGGUGGAGGCCGGAUCUGAGAAAAAUGAUGGCUUCCAGCCUUUGGUGGAGGCGCUGUCUUAUGUCCCCAGACCCAAGAUGAACACCACAAUGAAUGACAGCAUCAGCCUGUUAGACCUGCUCCCCAAGAAGGAGACACUGAGGCACUACUUCCGCUACCUGGGCUCACUUACCACUCCAGGCUGCGAGGAGAAGGUUGUCUGGACUGUGUUCCAGGAGCGCAUUCAGCUCCACAAGGACCAGAUCGCUGCGUUCUCCACGAAGCUCUACUACGACUCGGAGCAGAAACUGAAAAUGACAGAUAAUGUCAGGCCACUGCAGCGCCAGGGACAGCGCCUGGUGUUCAAGUCUCAGGCCCCAGGACAGCUGCUGCCCUUACCCUUGCCAACCCUGCUGGUCCCCAUGCUCACCUGUCUGUUGGCUGGCUUCCUCGCAUGA
Messenger RNA from Puma concolor (puma), 942 nucleotides. It is a transcript of the gene CA4, whose product is annotated as carbonic anhydrase 4. Gene Ontology annotation, molecular function: zinc ion binding; carbonate dehydratase activity. The record is from RefSeq and is a predicted model, not a curated record. Lineage: Eukaryota; Metazoa; Chordata; Mammalia; Carnivora; Felidae. Gene Ontology annotation, cellular component: plasma membrane.